AUGGCGGCUGCUGUAUCAUCUGUGUGGUCAAAGCCUGGUGCUUGGGCUCUUGAGGCUGAGGAGCACGAAGCAGAGCUCCAGAAACAAGCCCCUCCCUCCACCCAGGACUCAUCCUCCUCCGAUUUCCCAUCCCUCUCCGCUGCCGCCACCACCAAAUCGAAGAAGAAGAAGCCCCAAACCCUAUCCCUCGCCGAAUUCUCCACCUACAAGGCGGCGCCUGCUCCUUCCACGGAGCGCCUCACUCAGACUGAGCUCGCCUCCCUUCCCACCGGUCCACGCGAGCGCUCCGCCGAGGAACUGGACAGAUCUAGGGGUUUCCGGAGCUACGGGAGGGAUGAAUCCUCCAAUUCGAGGUGGGGUUCCUCAAGGGUUUCGGAAGAUGGGGAUAGGAGAGGCAGGGACAGGGAAUCUGCCAGGGACUCGGGUCCCUCUCGUGCGGAUGAGACUGAUAACUGGGCUGCCUCGAAGAAGCCCAUUGUAUCAAACGGAUUCGAGAGGAGGGAGAGGAGCGACGGAUUCGAGAGGAGAGAGAGGAGCGGCGGAUUCUUCGAGUCUCAGUCCAAGGCUGAUGAAGUCGAUAGCUGGGUCUCCACCAAGCCGGCGGAGCCCCGGAGAUUCGUUCCUACUGGUGAUAGAUCCGAGAGAAGGGGAAGCUUCGAAUCCUUAUCUAGAAACCGGGAUUCACAAUUCGGCGGUGGCUCAGAUUCAGACUCCUGGGGGAGGAGAAGAGAAGAAACCACUGGCGCACCACCAGCGAGCGGUGUCUUACGGCCGAGAUUGGUGUUACAGCCACGUACACUCCCCGUGACCGUCGUGGAAGUGAAGCCGGAAGUGAAGCCGGAAAGUCCGGUGGCAGUGACAAUUCCGGUAGAGAAACCUAAAGGUGCUAAUCCCUUUGGAAACGCCAGACCUAGAGAGGAGGUUCUGGCUGAGAAAGGGCAGGAUUGGAAAGAGAUUGAGGAGAAGCUCGAGGCAGUCAAGUUGAAGGAAGUUGCUGCAGCCAUUGAGAAGCCUGAUGAGAGGUCUCCUGGGAGGAUGGGUUUUGGUCUUAGCAAUGGCCGUAAGGACGAUCGUACCGAAGGAAGUUGGAGGAAAAGCACUGAGCAAUCUGAGGAGAAAGCUCAGCAUGAGGAACCUGCUGUAGAAGAGCCUAACAAGGAAGAGACUAACAAGGAAGAAGAGGCAAUCAAGGAGGAAGCGGCUAGCAAGGAGGAAGAGGCUAGCAAGGAGGAGGCUAAUAAGGAAGCCUCUGACGAGGAAGAGGCUGAGAACAAAAACUGA
Microthlaspi erraticum is the source of this 1281-nucleotide messenger RNA. Lineage: Eukaryota; Viridiplantae; Streptophyta; Magnoliopsida; Brassicales; Brassicaceae. The record is from the annotation of a GenBank genome assembly.